AAGUCACGUUUUAGAGCCCAAAGUCACACCUGCCCCAUUUGUGGCGCACUGGGGUUUCGAGAAGCAGAACUCGCCACACACGUGUUCACCGAGCAUCCGCCCGGACACCCUUCCUCAAAAACGGAGGUUAUUUGUCCGAUAUGUGCAAGCUCCUCCGACGGCAGUCCCAAUCUACAGACACAGUCUUUCGCCCAACACCUAACCUCCAAACACCGUCUAAAGAAACUCACAAAGCCCGCUUCCUCUGCUGAAGAGGACGCUGCACCCAAGUCGGCCACACAAUCUUCGGCCGCCAGUUCUCGGUCCUCUCAUCGAAGCCAUCCCCUUCUCCCUCACGUCUCUUCCUCUUCCGCUAACCCCUCCUUCCCUUGGAAUGUGUUUGGUAGUCCUUGCAAUUCUCAGAGAAACAGUUUGGCGACCGCCGCUGCAACGGCUGAUGACGAACUGACGCACCUCUUUUCACUUCAGUCAGUACGCAAAGUCCUGACCACUUCUCCACGCCGCCUAUCUACCUCCGAUAGGAGCAAAUGCCUCCAAGUCACACCCUCCUUCAGCGUGGGCAAGGCUCCUCCACCAUCUAGUACGGCCACCAGGCGGCUCUCAAACUCUUCCCUCCCGAUGGAGAAAAAUGCGACGGAAACAACUGCUUCAUCUACGGCGCCUGCAGUGGCUCUGAAUGGUGCCACAGCAAGCACUUCGGAAAGGAAGCCCUCGCCCCCUGAGAACCAGGCCUCCAAGGAUGCGUCUUCCAGUGAUCCUCCUGGUGAUUUGAAUGCUGCUCAGACCAAUCCUAACACUUCCAUGCCCAACCUUCGCGUAGUGAACACUUCUAAUGAUACCGCCACAAAUUUCCCUCAAAACUCUACGGAUCGACAAGCCCAAAACGUCGAGACUGGACCCUCCGCUGGAAUUAUUGACGACAACAGUGUCUCUCUAAAGGCAAGCGCACACUGCUUCUGUGUUAGUUGCGGUUGUUUACUGUCUCUGUGUUAA
Messenger RNA from Dibothriocephalus latus, 993 nucleotides. Lineage: Eukaryota; Metazoa; Platyhelminthes; Cestoda; Diphyllobothriidea; Diphyllobothriidae. The record is from the annotation of a GenBank genome assembly.